AUGCCUGCGGUGACCGGAGAAGCGCCCUUACUGAACGGGGGCAGAAGAGAAGAGCAGCGUCCCUGUAAACAGUCCCUUCCCGGGUCCCUAUGCCGAGAGUCCCAUUGGAAGUGCCUGCUCCUCACGCUGCUGAUGUUCGGCUGUUUCGCCACACUGGGAUGGUGCUCUUUUUACCGCGUCACUGUCAUGGCUGCCGAUGAACACGGCCUCUACUACGGCGGCCGCGCCCGCCUCUACCAUGACAGCCCCUGCUCCAACGGCUACGUCUACAUCCCGGUGGCCUUCCUGAUCAUGCUGUACCUGGUCUACCUGGUGGAGUGCUGGCACUGCUUCUCUAAAACAUCCUCUCUGGCCCGGGUCAGGAUCAGCAAGGUGUACAACAGGGUCCAGAGGCUGCAGCAGGCCAUGCCCUGUAUCUGGUGGAAGGCCAUCAGCUAUCACUAUGUGAGACGGACACGGCAGGUGACUCGAUACCGCAAUGGUGACGCUUACACCACCACACAGGUGUACCAUGAGCGGGUCAACACACACACAGCCAGCUCUGAAUUUGACUAUACCCGACAUGGUGUCAAGGACGUAUCCAAGGAGCUUCUUGGCCUUCUGGAGCACCCGGCCGUACGCCUUCGUUUCACCAAGUGUUUCAGCUUUGCCAGUGCCCAUGCCGAGGCUGCCUACCUCACUCAGCGCGCACGCUUCUUCGCAGAGAACGAGGGUCUGGAUGACUACAUGGAGGCACGGGAGGGCAUGCAUCUGAAGAACGUGGACUUCCGUGAGCACAUGCUGGCCUUUCCUGACCCGGCAUGGCCGCCCUGGUUCUCUCGUCGGCGCAUGUAUUGGCUGAUCUCAGCCCUGAUGUUGUCCUGGCCACUACGUGUGGUGUCAGAGUACCGUACGGCAUAUGUCCACUAUCAUGUGGAGAAGCUGUUUGGUGAGAACGAGGAAGUCCAUGACAAUGACAGCACUGAGAUGGGCAACUACCGCUCAGGCCAGGAGAAUGGGCAACGCGGUGGCCCCAGAUUACGUGUCAUAUCGAGGGUCAACACGGUAGACAUCACUGAACUGGAGUGGCACAUUCGCUGCAACCAGCAGAUGGUGCCCAGUUACUCCGAGGCAUUGCUGAUGGAUCUGAACACCAACAACACAACAUCUUCGCCCUCUGCGUUUACCAGGGCAACGCGUGUCCCUAUGAGGCGGAACUCUAGCUACGUCCUCCAGAGCUGCCCCCGCUGUCGCAGGUCCACCAGCAGCUCCUCGCUCCCCUCGCGAGUCAGGGGGAACGUGGCGAUGGGGGCGGGCUCUUUGACAUAUGGGACAGUGGGAAGGAUGGGAGGAGGAAGGCUUGCCCUCAGCCGCAGUGGAUUCUCUCUUGGCCGUUUGCACACGGUGCGGCAGGCCUGCCUGUUUCACUCCCGGAGCCUUGGUGCAGGGAUGGGGAGUAGAGGGGAUGAAGGUGGUGGGUUUCUGGGACUGGGCCUCCGCCGGGCUAACGAAGAGAGCAGAGGGGUCCUGGAGGGAGAAGGAUUUGAAGAGGAUGAGAAUAGUCUGCAGCUAGAGGAGGAUAGAGAGCAGGAACUAGAGAGAGUGAGGACUGAGAUCAUGCAGGGAGUGCCCUGUGUGACAGAGAGACCACCAGCUUAUCAGGAAGCUCUCCACUUGCCUGUGUUGAUCGUCCAUGGUGAGGAGAGCUGCCAUGGAGGGGAGGACCUUGACGCAGGAUAG
Molecule: messenger RNA, 1719 nt
Organism: Salvelinus namaycush (lake trout)
Lineage: Eukaryota; Metazoa; Chordata; Actinopteri; Salmoniformes; Salmonidae
Gene: tmem151a
Product: transmembrane protein 151B
Exons: 2
Coding region: 1-1719 (572 amino acids)
Source: RefSeq, a predicted model, not a curated record